This is a messenger RNA of Cladophialophora carrionii CBS 160.54, 1968 nucleotides long. RefSeq lists its product as uncharacterized. The record is from RefSeq and is a predicted model, not a curated record. The transcript has a single exon. The coding region runs from base 1 to 1968 and encodes 655 amino acids. Lineage: Eukaryota; Fungi; Ascomycota; Eurotiomycetes; Chaetothyriales; Herpotrichiellaceae.
AUGCCAUGGCCCGCAAAGCCUCCUAUGACCCUCAAGGAGGCCAAGCGGGCAUACAAGCGAGAUGGCGCCACUGUUCGAUACACCGCGUCACAAAUGGCCCGCGCCGACAGGAUCGAUGCCCGGGAAGAGAAGCGCAAGAAAGAACUAGAAAGGAACAGACAAAGAGUUGAGAACAAGCGCAAGCGGGAAGAGAAAGCGGAAAGAGAGCGCACAGUGAGGCAGAAGAUGCUGGAGGAGGGCAGGAUUAGCAUUGAGGAUACUUGGGGGAAAGUCACCGCAAGUCAACCUAGGUUGAACAGAUUCUUUGGACAAAAGGCUGUUGCCGCUUCAGUGAAAGGCAAAGGCGACAAAGAGGAUUCUGUCAGCGCGGAUAAGGAGUCUGUUUUGACAGAGGAGACUGUCGCGAAUGACAUAUCACAGGGACUUCGGGAUGCUGUGCAGGAGGAAAUACCAAUAACCGUGUCGAGAGCUGCGCAUGCUCCUCCACCCAGGACGACUGACCCGACUCUCACUUCUGCCGAUAAAAGCCAACCCGUUCAAGCAAAACCGUCUUCUUUGGGUGAUGACCGACCUCCAGGACUAAGAGUGCUCACUUCCUCACAAGCCAACGCCCGUUCAUCAGCACCGGCAGGAACUGUCAACAAAUCACACUGCGGACCACCACCGAGUUGUGCCGAGCUUCCACAAAGUAGCCUACCUGUUUCUUUGGGUUCGUCAGCGUCACCCAGAGAUACAGGACAGUCCCUCCGUGCCUCGCCGUGGUCAGUUAGGCGUGAUUCCGUCGCAGCGGGCUCUCCAGGCUCCCCAACGGAACUGCUUUUUGCGAAAGUAGGAAUCGAUGCGGGCAGGGAAAAGGUCGAGCGGAAACGACAUAGGCUAGAGCGUUCCACGCCCGAACAAGAAGGGUUCAACAAAACCGUGACCGCACAAGUGCAACUUCCCCAGUCCAGUCUUGACGUGGAAGACGACGAAGAUUUCACAGAUGGUAUCGACGACGAAACAUUUCUCAUGCUAUGUGCGACACAAAAGCCCAUCCAAAUCGCUCCCUCAACGCCACCCCGUGAGCCUCCGACGUCCCCAACCUCGAGCGUCGACACGCGAAUUUGUUCGUCCCCCAAGCAAGGCUGCAGGGUGGAACAUGGAGCUAGGACAAGCAGAACUACACAAGCCACAAUCAAGCCAUCGAAAGAAUUAUCAGAAAGCUUCAACUCGGUUUUCAAUGAGAUCGAAGAUGAAGAUCUCCUUGCUCUGGCUGUAGAAGUCGAGGCUCAGCUGGCUACAACAAAACAAACAUCCACAGAAGCACCAGCGGCAAUGAGUGCAAAAGUUGAGCCUCCACCUUUAGCGCAGCAGCAGCCUCUGAGGUCACGCGGGACGCCGAAGCGACAAUCUGCCGCUCCGCGUGGAAGAGCGAAAGUCACCAGACAAGAGGCUCCAUCUCAAGAGACGACCGCAGGCGCGGCUCGGACGCCAACAUCGCAAAAUUUUGCAGAGGAGACAGCGAAGCUGAAAGUCAAUGUGAAUCUCUCGCGAGCAUAUACGACGCCCCGGAUUCCAGGGGUCGCAGGAUCCGGACCAUCGGAUUCUCAAGCAAUAGAGUUGAGCGGCAGGGCAAGUUGGAAAAGUGCCCGAGCGACGGGCAUGAAUAUCCGAGCUACAGACAGCAACCCUCGAGCUGCCGUUUCGAAUCCGCGAGUGAAUGGUUCAACUCCGAGCUCAGGAGAUCCUAAAGCUCCUGGACAUAACAAGAGUGUCUCACCUUCACGUCCGCGGGGAUACUCUCCUAAACCAUCUCCCACGCCUUCCCCUUGGCCUAAACCAGUGAAAAGACACCGCUACCCCUGGGAUGUCAGUCCUACGGAUGAAUUUCCUGGGUUGGGUCCCUCAACGCAGACCUUGUCCUUGGAAUUGCUCGCACAAGUGGAAGCCCAGAUCAGGGACGAGGAGCGAAAGCUUCAAACACGGUGA